CGCUGCGGGGGAUGGUGGCGGAGACGGAGACGGAGGAGGAGGCGCGGGCGAGGGAGCGCGCGGCGUGCCAGAUCGCGCACGAGGACGCGACCAGGGCCUGCAACCCGGACUUCACGACGCCGUUCGCCUCCGUGGAGGAUGCCAUCAUCAGGUUGCUUCCAUACCACGUGUUCGCGGAGUACGAGGACGACGAGAUCUACGUGGAGGACGAGCCGCCGGUGAAGAACAAGUCGAGCGUGCAGGAGUGGGACGAGAGGCAGGAGGACGAGGCGACCCGCAUGGCCAAGAGGUUCGAGAAGUAUGUGCUGGGCUUCAACUUCGUCGUCCGGAAGCUCGCCGCCACCCACUCCGAGGAGCGGCUCCUGGUGAAUAACCUCCUGCUCGCCGACGAGCAGCAGCGGUCGGAGCGCGUCCGCGCCGCCGUCCGGCAGCAGCAGGUGGCGGCACUCCAGCAGCAGCAGCAGCACCGGAUGCUGAUGCAGCAGGCUGCACUGCAGAAGCAGCAGCAGGAGGCGGCGGCGGCGGCGGCACGGCAGCAGCAGCAACAGGUGGUGGAGCAGCGGCGGAAGCAGCAACAGAUGGCGGCGAAGCGGCGGAAGCAGCAACAGGUGGCGGAGCAGCAGCGGCGGAAGCAGCAACAGAUGGCGGAGCAGCAGCAGCGGCAGCAGCAGCAGCAACAGAUGGCGGAGCAGCAGCAGCAACAGAUGGCGGAGCAGCAGCGGCAGCAGCAGCAGCAACAGAUGGCGGAGCAGCAGCAGCAACAACAGAUGGUGGAGCAGCAGAGGCGGCGGCGGAGGGUGGAGCCGGAGGGGAAGAUCGUCGGCGGCGUCAGGAUACCGCCGUGGAUCGCGCAGCCCAUCGACCCCGACACGCUGCUCACGACCGCGCUGGUGCAGGGGGGCCGCGAAGGCUUCAAGACCUGCUUGAAGCACCUGCUGCAGGAGCAGAAGCGGCGGAGGGAGGAGGACUGGUGGUACUGUCGGGCUCACCGGCCGUCCGCGAGGCAGCCUCCGCCGCCUCCGCCGCCGCCACCGCCGCCGCCGCCGCCGGUGCCGCCCGAGCCACUCAUCGAGAACGAGUAGGAGAAAUGCAUUUGCUCGCGCGCGUCGUGAUUCGUGCCAGACCGCCGCUUGAUCUGGAUCAUACUCUUUUGCUGCUUGUGAAUUUUGUUGACCUGGUUCUUCACUUGAAGUUAACGUUUACCAAACCAAAGUUUGGUUUCUGGAAUCUGUUUUUUUUUCUCUUUUUUGAACGGAUGUGAUUUGAGGAUGAUGGUCUGAACUUGCGAAUUAUAGAUGCAUUUUGAAUUCAUAUUUCAUAUUGUUUUCCAGUGCUUUGCAGUAACCUUUUUUGUUUUGAACUCACUAGUCCAGAUAGUUCCAGCAAGGACCAGAUCAAACUAAGGGAUGACAACUGGUCCAGAUGGCCAAAAUCUCAGCCCACUUAUGUAUAUGCAGAUAUGCUUGCCCUUCAAUUUCUUUUACACUUGAAUUGACUACCUUUUGUUCUUUUGACUCUAUGUGGAACU
Oryza brachyantha (malo sina) is the source of this 1528-nucleotide messenger RNA. RefSeq lists its product as uncharacterized. Bases 12 to 1082 code for a protein of 356 amino acids. Gene Ontology annotation, cellular component: SWI/SNF complex. NCBI's taxonomy places the organism in Eukaryota, Viridiplantae, Streptophyta, Magnoliopsida, Poales, Poaceae. The transcript has 2 exons. Gene Ontology annotation, biological process: positive regulation of DNA-templated transcription. The record is from RefSeq and is a predicted model, not a curated record.